UCCAGACAGUAUAUCAGUUCAUCAAUCAAUCCAUCAAUCAGCAGAAUACAUAUCAGUUAUACUAUAUACAUGGAUGUUUUAAAAAGAUGGCUUCUAACAAGAUUGUCAAGCAAGCUGGUGCCCCAGCUGCUGAUGAGUUCGAACUUUCUGUUGCUCAAGCACUUGUCGACUUAGAAAACAGUGUCCCCGAUUUGAAGGGUCUUAAGGCUCUCAACAUUUCUGCAGCAAAGGAGGUCGAGCUCGGUGCUGGUAAGAAGGCUAUUGUCAUUUUCGUCCCUGUUCCUGCUCAAGCUGGUUUCCACAAGAUUCAAGCUCGUCUUACCCGCGAACUCGAAAAGAAGUUCUCUGAUCGUCACGUUGUCUUCGUUGCUCAACGCCGUAUCUUGGCUGUUCCUGGUCGUCGCAACCAAGGUAAGCAACCCCGUCCCAGAUCUCGUACUUUGACUGCUGUUCACGAUGCCAUUUUGGACGAUCUUGUUUUCCCCACUGAAAUCGUUGGCAAGAGACUCCGCCAAAAGGUUGAUGGUACCAAGACCCUCAAGGUUUUGCUUGAUGCCAAGGAUGCUACUUCUCUUGAAUACAAGCUCGACACUUUCUCUGCUGUUUACAAGAAGCUUACUGGCAAGGACGUUAUUUUUGAAUUCCCCGCCAACACUGAAUUCUAAAUCACUACCAAUUCUUGUCUAUUAAAUAAAUCCACGUAUUUCUUUUUACAUGCUCUCCUAAUUUUUUGCCUUGUCAUGAUCUUCAGCAUUCUUGACGCUAGUGUUACUAAUUUAUUUAAAUGCAUUGUUUCGAAAGUGUAAUUUGUUCUAUUAUAAAUCUGAUGUGUUUCUGAUGCACACACUUGAUUGUGCGACGUAGUUUAGGGUCACUUUUUGUCGAAAGGUCACGCGAAAUAUGCUUAAUGCUUCCAAACUUUCAAUUUAAUGCAACAGAUUAGAA
Messenger RNA from Mycotypha africana, 945 nucleotides. Its product is annotated as 40S ribosomal protein S7. Gene Ontology annotation, cellular component: ribosome; 90S preribosome; small-subunit processome. The coding region runs from base 87 to 665 and encodes 192 amino acids. The transcript has 3 exons. Gene Ontology annotation, molecular function: structural constituent of ribosome. Gene Ontology annotation, biological process: ribosomal small subunit biogenesis; translation; rRNA processing. The record is from RefSeq and is a predicted model, not a curated record. NCBI's taxonomy places the organism in Eukaryota, Fungi, Mucoromycota, Mucoromycetes, Mucorales, Mycotyphaceae.